GAAGGAAGAAAACUUCCUGACUGCGAGCGAAAUUGCUAAAUACACCAAUUUGUUAUUGUUCGAUCGCAAUCAUCUUCUCAUUAACGGAAAGGUCGAAUUUUCCGAUCACUGGAUUUUUCCCGGUUUAAUCGGGGAAUCCAGUCGAUUAGGUUUUCUCCAGUGUAGCAUUCUGGAUAUCACUCGAUGACUUGUCCGGAGGACGAGAAGGCGGUUCUUGAGCUGCAAGUGAGAGUCGAAGAAGACGAAAUCGAGAAAGGGCUUUUCGUGAAGCUGAGUGAGGGUUUAGAGAAUGGUCAAGAAUCAGAGCAGGAUAAAGAAGAAAGAGAAGAGAUUGGUUCGUCGCCGUUUUGGUUCUGGGUUAAGCUUGCUCUUCUGUUAGUCUUUCUGGCUGCCUUGGCCGUCGUUGGUUUCAAAUGGAUCGGUCCAUUAAUCAUGGAUAAGGAGCUUAUCCCGAUUAUUAAAUGGGAGAUCAGGACAUUUACACAUCCUGUGUGCGGUCUUCUUGUCUUUGCAUCCGUGGCUAUAUUCCCGACAAUACUUCUUCCAUCUACACCAUCAAUGUGGAUUGCUGGGAUGACUUUUGGUUAUGGCUAUGGGUUUCUACUAAUUAUUUCAGCUGUAGCUGUUGGUGUAUCACUUCCUUACUUCAUUGGUCAUCUCUUCCGCCACAAAAUUCAAGGAUGGCUAGAAAGAUAUCCUGGUCAAGCAGUCGUAUUAAGAGCUGCUGGUGAAGGGAAUUGGUUUCACCAGUUUCGAGCAGUAACCUUAAUCCGGGUCUCUCCAUUCCCUUACAUUCUUUAUAACUACUGUUCUGUAGCAACUCGUGUUAAGUACGGUCCUUACAUCACGGGCUCUCUCUUAGGCAUGGUGCCUGAGGUUUUUGUCGCAAUCUAUACAGGGAAUCUUGUGAAGACAUUAGCAGAAGCAUCUUCUGCAGAAAAACACGGUCUCUCGGUUACACAGGUUAUUCUCAACAUUCUCGGCUUUUUAGUAACUGUAGCUACGACGAUUCUCAUCACCAAGUAUGCGAAAAGACAGCUGGAGACGAUGAGGAAAGAGGAGGAAGCAUUGUUGCAGUAAACCGACGUGACAAACUCUGAGCUGCUUUUGUCUCUCUUGUCUCACUCCUUACACAAGUUCAGGUCUGCUCCAAGAUGUGAAAGAGCUUCUGUUUUUUUGUUUCCUUGUUCUUCAUCUUUUUAUUAAAUAGCUUUGAAGAAAAAAGAAAAAUAUGGUUAACAAGUAUGAAACAGAAGAAAAAAGUUAACAAUUAUUAACAAGUAAUUUAAUUUGCUUUUUUUUCUUGUUGUAUUAAUUUUGAUGUUUUAUAUGAAUGCAAAAUAUUGUUCUGAUUUGUAAUGUUAUUGGGAAAUGC
Messenger RNA from Eutrema salsugineum, 1375 nucleotides. RefSeq lists its product as uncharacterized. Bases 184 to 1080 code for a protein of 298 amino acids. Lineage: Eukaryota; Viridiplantae; Streptophyta; Magnoliopsida; Brassicales; Brassicaceae. The transcript is spliced from 4 exons. The record is from RefSeq and is a predicted model, not a curated record.